AUGGAGGCUCGACCAAUUACGAUGGGCGACAACGCAUCAGCAGGGCCCUCGUCCCUCCUGCCCUUCGGCUGGACCUCUCACAUCAGCCCAGCAGGUCGCACCUACUACCACAAUGCCGCCUCCGGCAAAAGCACUUACAUGUUUCCCACGCCAAAGCGCGAGAAGCCGACCUCCAAGACCGCCAUCCCGCACACUGUGGGCUGGUUCAAGGUCACCACGAACAGAGAGAAUGUGUUCUACUUUCAUCCGGACAGCAAGAGGAGCGAAUGGAUCCCCCCGCCAGAGGUGAGCUCAGCUUUGAGGCGGGUCGAGGAGGAGGAGGCGAGCGAGAAGGAGAGGGUGAGGAGGGAGCAAGAGGACAGGGAGAGGGCGGAGAGGGAGAGAGCGAGGCAAGAGGAGCGCGAGAAGAAGAGGAAGGCGGAGGAAGGCGUGCUGAUCACCGAGUUUGAUGCAUCCAAACGGGCGCGCGCGGACGAGGAAGAGGAGGACGAGGAGUCGAUAGCGUCGGACGAGGAAGCGCAGCCACCUGUCUACAAGCCAGAUGCACCGCAAGACGACGAGUCGAUCCCAGAAGAGGAAAACGACGACGAUGCCGACGACGAAGAAGAAGAGUGGCAGCGUCAGAUGGCCGAACAGAUGGCGGCCGAGGCAGAGGCAGAGGCCAACGCAAAUGCAGACCACGAACCACAUUCUCGUCCCGACGACGCCUCGUCUGACCCAGCAACUCAACCACAAGCGCCACCUACCACCCUCGAAGAUCAAAAGCUCGCUUUCACAACCCACCUCACAUCGCUCAACAACACCCCGCACGAAAUCAACCCCAUGGCACCGUGGGAUCUCGAGUCACUCAAAUUCUCCACCCACCCAUCCUUCCUCGCCCUCCCAUCGCGCGAUAGGGAGGACGUCUUCAACGAGUGGUGCAAGCUUCGAAUACGCGAGAAGCGGGCUGCCAGAUCCGCUGCCGCCUCGUCAACCACCACUGCCUCCCCAUCCAGGGCCCCUCGCGCGGACCCACCCAGCGCAGAGAGCACCUUCCUCGCGCUGCUCCGAGCAGAAGUGCGAUCGACCCGAACAAAGUACCCCGAUUUCAAGGCGGCCUUUUCGCGCGACCCGCGCUUUACCUCGUACAGCCGGGACGCAGACCGCGAGCGCCUGUUCAAGCGACACCUGUUCGAGCUGGGCGAAGAGAAGCGGCGCGCGGCGUCGAAAGCUGAGCGCGAGUUUCUCGACCUGCUCUCCGACCGACUGCCGGGCAACUAUCGUGGCAAAGUGGUCGGCGCUGAUGGGGUGAAGGAGAAAGUGAUGGAGGUGUGGACCGAGGCCAAGAGGGGGGUGGUGGAGGAUAAGCGCUAUGAUGCAGUGGGAAGCUCGACGCGGCGAUUUGAGCUGUUUUGCGACUGGGCCAAAGGCGAGCGUCGUGCACCACCCACCGCCCCCGCUUCCAGUCGUGCGAACGGCACCUCCACGGACGCCGCCACUGGCACGAAAGAGCAAGACGACGCCUCGUCGCGAGCACGCGAGAAAGAAGCAGCGAGAGCACGCGCCCUGCGGCAACGCGAAGAGGCGGUUCGUCUGGAACGCAACCGGCUCGCGCGCGUCAACCGCUCGGCUCUGUCCGCUGCGACGCGCGAGGAGUCGCUGCUGUCGUUCCGCCAGUUGCUGCUGGAUGCGGUGCACAGCCCGCACGUCUCGUACCACUCUGCUGUGCCGCAGUUGGCACGCGAUGGACGCUUCGAUGCGCCCGGUUUGACGGACGGCGAUCGCGAGCGGCUUUUUGCGGAACACCAGGAGAGGCUGGGUGAGAAGGAAGGGGACCGGAUUGGGUUGGUGUUUGCGAGGUAUGCAAAGACGCUCGAUACGCACCGGGACGAUGUGCUCGCGCAGACGGUGGAGGACGAGGCCCUCGCGCAUCCGCCACUCAACGUCUAUCGGGAAAACAGAGGGCUGUUGGAAACCGCGUACGAUAGGUGGAACGCAUCUCGGCAGGCAGACGCGGAGAAGUCGUUCAAGGAGAUGCUCCACGAAAGCGCAUUCGUCGACUUCUGGGGCCGACUCAAGAAGCAGGCCUCCACGAUGGAGCCCUCCGCCAACCCCAAGGAGGAAGGGGAGGAGGACGAUGAGGGGGAGGGAACGACGCUCGUCGACAUGGCAAGGAAGGUGGAUCUGAGGGAGAUCGAGAGUGUCCUGCGCAACGAUGCGCGGUUCAGAGCGUGGAGACAUGCGCCGGAACAAAGGCAGAGGUGGAUCAGGGAGCAUCUGAUGGGAUUGGCGGCGCCGGCGAAGAGCGUUCAUCGUUGA
This is a messenger RNA of Kalmanozyma brasiliensis GHG001, 2298 nucleotides long. Its product is annotated as WW domain protein. Lineage: Eukaryota; Fungi; Basidiomycota; Ustilaginomycetes; Ustilaginales. Bases 1 to 2298 code for a protein of 765 amino acids. Gene Ontology annotation, molecular function: transcription coregulator activity; RNA polymerase binding. Gene Ontology annotation, cellular component: nucleus. The record is from RefSeq and is a predicted model, not a curated record. The transcript has a single exon.